CUAUUGUUCGUUUGUCGUCGAUACGAAUAAAAUGGAAAAUCUGAAGACUUACUGGACUUCUGUUGAGGAGUUUUACAAGAAAAUCACUCCGAAGAAUGAAAAGCUUUCUGAUAUCGAGAAUAAAAUUAAGGUUCCCCUUCACUACAUAGUGAUGGCGGUUAGUGUGCUUUUGGUCGCUCUUGUUUAUCUGCUGAUGCGCAAAUUCUUUUUUGCAUACCUGGCUUUCUUUGUCGCAUUGGGCCUUACUAUGAAAGACCUCUCUGAGGAGAAAGCCAAGGAAAAGAAAUGGGCAGCCUACUGGCUCGUUUUUUCUGUUUUCCAGAUGCUCCCUUCUAUUCUGGACGGAAACAUGUAUUACUCGAUUAUUAAAUGUGCCAUUCUGAUCUAUUUUGCUGCGUUUGACGAGUGCACUGUAGUAGUCGAGGCGCUGACUAAGGCCAAUGAGUACCUCAUGAAGGGUUGGGAAUGGUACCUUGACUUUUGCAGAGGGAAUGUAAAGAUGGACUAAGGUCAUACAUUAU
Blastocystis hominis is the source of this 521-nucleotide messenger RNA. RefSeq lists its product as hypothetical. The coding region runs from base 32 to 508 and encodes 158 amino acids. NCBI's taxonomy places the organism in Eukaryota, Bigyra, Opalinata, Blastocystidae. The transcript is spliced from 2 exons. The record is from RefSeq and is a predicted model, not a curated record.